AUGGGUCCUAAAAAGGAAUCGUAUAUAAAGGCCUACAAAAAGUACCAGCAGUCGCAUCGACAUCCACCACGACUGCCCGGCGUGAAUUUGACACAUGAUCAGCUGUUUUUCCUUAACUAUGCCCAGAUUUGGUGCGGGACAAUGAACGACAAGGAAGCUGUGCGGAAGCUGAGGACAUCGGAGCACUCACCCGGUCCAAUCAGGGUGAAAGGUCCAUUAUCGAACAGUUUGGACUUUGCUAACGCCUUCAACUGUCCGGUAGGAUCACCGAUGAAUCCUCGUCACAAGUGUCGGGUGUGGUAG
Haemonchus placei is the source of this 303-nucleotide messenger RNA. The record is from the annotation of a GenBank genome assembly. Lineage: Eukaryota; Metazoa; Nematoda; Chromadorea; Rhabditida; Trichostrongylidae.